AUGUCUGUGUUUUUGCAGUCGCAGCCGAGGUUGUGUCAUGCAGCAGAGAACAGGAUAGAUGCGCUAUUGCUCACUGCUACCCCUCCUGCCUUCAAAAGAAUGAAGAGACGUAAGUGUCCCUGCAAAUGUCCCACAAGAAGGAAGAUUCUGAUCCUGUGUGUUAUGGGGUGGCUGAUUGUACUGCUGAAACUCCUCCAUGUUGAAAGACACUUUUUUCCACCUAAGGGCAUUUAUUUGGUUGAGCACUUCUUGAGCACUUCUUAUGUUACAAACAGGUAUUCCUAUCUUAGAAAUGACUUUCAGUAUGAAAUUAAUUGUUCAUCUAUAUACAAACAAGAUCCCCAUGAAAUUGGCAAGAAUUUAGAGAUAAGAAGAAAAGAGAUAAUUGAUUUAGAUGAUGAAGAUGUUGUAGCAAUGACAAGUGAUUGCCACGUGUAUCAUUCACUUAGGAAAUACUACCUAAAACCUGUUUCUCCAGAGGAAGAUAAUUUUCCAAUACCCUAUUCCUUGGUUGUUCACAAAGAUGCAGUAAUGGUAGAAAGGCUCAUACAUUCUCUGUACAGUCAUCAAAAUAUUUACUGCAUCCAUUAUAACCAAAAAGCAGCAAAAAGUUUCAAAUCUGCUAUGAACAAUCUAGCUAAAUGUUUCCCCAAUAUUUUCAUUGCGUUAAAAUUGGAGACAGUGGACUAUGCUCAUAUUUCAAGGCUGCAAGCAGAUUUCAAUUGUUUGUCUGAUUUGAUGAUGGACUCUUCAGUUCCCUGGAAGUAUGUUAUUAGUUUGUGUGGCCAAGAUUUCACUUUGAGGUCGAAUUUCCAGUUGGUCGCUGAACUGAAGAAACUUGGUGGAGGAAACAUGCUGGAAAGUGUAAAGCCAAGCAGUAGCAAAAGAGAACGAUUUACUUAUCACUAUGAACUUAUGAAAGCGCCUUAUGAAUACAUGCAGAUGCCUGUACAAACCAACAUUUCCAAGAAUCUGCCACCUCAUAAUAUUGAGGUAUUUGUAGGCAGUGCCUAUUUAAGUCGAGCAUUUAUUCAAUAUACUCUUGAAAGCUCUCUUGCAAAAGAUUUUUUUGAAUGGUCAAGGGAUACAUACUCUCCAGAUGAACAUUUCUGGGCCACUCUUGUAUGUGUUCCUGGGGUCCCUGGGGAAAAUUCAAGGUCGGCCCAGGAUAGAACAGACCUACAAAGCAAAACUCGUUUGGUGAAAUGGAAUUAUCUUGAAGACCAUUUGUAUCCUCUGUGCACUGGUACCCACCUUCACAGUGUCUGCAUCUAUGGGGCUGCAGAAUUAAGAUGGUUUAUGAAUUACGGACACUGGUUCACCAGUAAGUUUGACUCCAAAGUAGACCCUGUCCUGGUAAAAUGCUUGGCAGAAAAACUGGCAGAACAACAGAAAGAAUGUGAAACAAAGGCCUCUAUAUCUGCUACCUUAGGAAAACUGGAAGUGCCCAGCUCACGUACAAAACCAAGAGAACAGCAUGACACCAAAUGA
This is a messenger RNA of Gymnogyps californianus (California condor), 1491 nucleotides long. Its product is annotated as beta-1,3-galactosyl-O-glycosyl-glycoprotein beta-1,6-N-acetylglucosaminyltransferase 4-like. Gene Ontology annotation, cellular component: membrane. Gene Ontology annotation, molecular function: acetylglucosaminyltransferase activity. Lineage: Eukaryota; Metazoa; Chordata; Aves; Accipitriformes; Cathartidae. The record is from RefSeq and is a predicted model, not a curated record.